Molecule: messenger RNA, 967 nt
Organism: Glycine soja
Lineage: Eukaryota; Viridiplantae; Streptophyta; Magnoliopsida; Fabales; Fabaceae
Product: indole-3-acetic acid-induced protein ARG2-like
Exons: 2
Coding region: 392-652 (86 amino acids)
Biological process (GO): response to stress
Cellular component (GO): mitochondrion
Source: RefSeq, a predicted model, not a curated record
AGGAAGGUUCUCCUAAAUUUGAUGCGUAUGGAACACUAGCACAUGAUGAUGAUGAUGUCUUGUGUGUAUGGGCAGGUUCAGCUCACACCACCAUUGACUCGAUAUAUGACUAGGUCCUAAGUUUUCAAUUCUAUCACAGCAUUCUCACUUUCCCACCUCUUUCUUUGGUCUUUUCAUUAUUUGAGGUGGGCCCUUUCCUUAAAAUCACGCGUCUAAUAUUGUUCCUGGCUUAAUCAUGCACCGAAAUUGCCUUGUAUUUCCUCCUUAUUACAGACGCAUAUCCCAGUCCCUCCUAUAUAAUGGAUGAGAUCCCUAGCUCUUCUUCCAUCAAACUUUGACUGUGGAGAGCUUGUGUUUUUCUGAUCCCUUAUCUUAAUUAAUUUAAUCACCAAUGGCUCGUUCUAUCGCUAACGCCAAGACUUUCUCCGCUCUCGUGCUAGACGGAUUCUCCAGACGUGGCUACUCUCAAAGCGCAACAAGGGGAGGAGUGGCCUCCAUAGCACCCAAAUCAGGGGAAGACAAAGGUGUCUCAUCAUACAAGGUUUCCUGGGUGCCAGAUCCCGUCACCGGUUACUACAAACCGGAAAACAUCAAGGAGGUUGAUGUUGCCGAUUUGCGUGCUACCCUUCUCCGCAAAAAAUUCAACAACUAAUUUCAACAAUUUUAAUUUUUUACCAAACCUUGGGUGAUUGAUUCGUUAUGGAAUUAAUUUUGAUACUCAUAUGCUCUGCCCACCUUCAUUAUACGAUUGCUAUAGUUUUACCAGUCAGUAGAAUAACUAUUAGCAGCUAAUAAGAAUUGUAAUUUCUUUUAAUCUUAUUCAUUACUUCAGUUUUUUUUUCUUUUCUUUUCAAUUGCCUUCAAUGUGAUUGGAUGUGUUUCUAGCUUGCACAAGCACAACAAAACAUAUUUAAUCAUGUAAUUCAUGUGAAAUGUUAUAAACAAUACAAUAUUUUACAUUUGUUUA